AUGUUAGGACCAUUAGAUUUUGGAAUAGUAGAAAAAGAUGAAUUAGAUAGAGAUAUUGAUAAAUUAAGAAACAUUUUACAAGAUUCUAUCAAAGAGUUGGAAAAGAGUGGAGAUGGAGAACAAUUAAUCAAGGAUGUAAAGGAAUUGUUACUUGCAGAGACACCAAGCGAAAGAACACCCGAGUUUAUGGAAAAAUUUAUAGAAAAGGUGUCUUCAUUGUCCAAUGAAAGUGCACUACGUAUCUCUCGUACACUCAGCCACUGUUUGAACCUUGCAAACGUUGCAGAACAGACCCAUCUAAUUCGAUCGGUAAAGAACCUAGAAUCCGAAGAAGAAGGUGUAUUAAAGUUUUCGUGUGAAGAUAUCUUUAAGCAAUUGAUCGAAGCUGGUGUCGAGCCAGACCGAAUCUACAAGGCGCUGACUGAACAAUCGAUCGAGUUGGUAUUGACAGCUCAUCCAACCCAGAUGAUGCGUCGUACUCUCAUCACUAAAAACAAUCACAUUGGAGAAGCACUCGAAGGACUGAGCAACAAGUCACAAAGCUCACGUGAUCGUAAAGACUGGGAAGACCAACUACGUAGAGAGAUUAGUGGAUCUUGGUUGACCGAUGAAAUCCGUAGAAACAAACCAACCCCCCUCGAAGAAGCUCAAGGCGGUUUCUCAAUCCUCGAACAAAACCUUUGGCGUACACUACCAAAGUUUAUGAAAGUUCUAGAUCGUACUUGUUUCAAAUAUACUGGUAAAAAUUUACCUCUUGGUUUUACAAAUAUUAAAUUUGGUUCUUGGAUGGGAGGAGAUAGAGAUGGAAAUGAUAAUGUAAAUUCAAAAGUAACAAAACAAGUAUCCUAUUUUUCAAGAUGGAUAGCUGCAUCAUUAUUUUAUAAAGAGAUUGAUGCACUGUUGUUUGAACUUUCAAUGGUAAGGAUGACACCAGAAUUGGCAGAGGCUGCAUUGAAAGCACAAGAACGUAGAAAUACAAAUAGACCAAAACCAGUAUUGACUCUUUACAAGGAAUUUGGUGGUGGAUCUGGUAUUCCUGAACGUGAAGGUUAUAGAAUUUUAUUGGCUGAAAUGAGAGACAAAAUGUUGUUAACCAAAAAACAUUAUGAAGAUUUAAUUGGUGGUCAAACCCCUCCACCAGAUCAUGAUGAUGAUGAUAUCUAUCAUACUGCAAAACAAGUUUUAGAUCCUCUUUUACUUUGUUAUGAUUCUUUAAUUUCUGUUGGUGCUAUUGAUGUUGCAAAUGGUAGAUUAAUUGAUGUAAUUAGACAAUUAAAUUGUUUUGGAUUAACAUUAUCAAAAUUAGAUAUUAGACAAGAAUCAACAAGACAUUCAGAAGUAUUGGAUGCAAUUACCAAUUAUUUGGGAAUUGGAUCUUAUUUGUCAUGGAAUGAAAAAGAGAGACAAGAGUUUUUAAUUCGAGAAUUGGAAUCAAAGAGACCACUUGUACCAAAGGAUUUACCUUGUAAUGCUAGAGUUCAAGAGGUACUUGAUACAUUCCGUAUGGCUGCUGAAUUACCAGCUGAAUCCCUUGGUGCCUAUGUUAUUAGUAUGUGUCAAAAUCCAAGUGAUAUUUUAGCAGUUGAACUCCUUCAAAAAGAGUCUGGUAAUAAGUUUCCACAACGUGUAGCUCCUCUGUUUGAAAUGAUUGAUGAUUUGGAACGUGCUCCACAGACUAUGGAACAAUUGUACAGUAUCAAAUGGUACAAGGAUAGAAUCAAUGGAAGUCAAGAAAUUAUGCUUGGUUAUUCCGACUCUUCCAAAGACUCUGGUAGAUUGACUAGUUCAUGGUCAUUAUACAAGGCUCAAGAGAUUUUGACAAAAUUGUCUGAUAAACAUGGCGUCAAACUAACUCUAUUCCAUGGUCGUGGUGGAACGAUUGGUCGUGGUGGUGCACCAACCUAUUUGGCCAUCCAAUCUCAACCAGGUGGUUCAAUCAAUGGUCGUCUAAGAGUAACUGAACAAGGUGAAAUGAUUACAGCUCAUUAUGGUCAACCAGGUGUAGCAUUCCGUUCCAUCGAAGUCUAUACCACCGCCACACUCCAACAAACUCUCUUACCACCUCCUCCACCAAGUGAUCAUUGGCGUGAAAUCAUGGAUGAACUCUCUUCUGUUUCCGGUAAAAAGUAUCGCUCCAUCGUUAGAGGAAACGAAAACUUUGUUCGUUAUUUCCGUGCAUCCACUCCGGAAAGAGAACUUUCACAUUUAAAUAUUGGUAGUCGUCCUCAAAAGCGUAAUGUUAGUGGUGGUAUUGAAUCGCUUCGUGCUAUUCCAUGGAUUUUCGCAUUCACUCAAACUAGAUUAAUCUUGCCAGCUUGGUUGGGUGUUGCCGAGGCAUUAGAAGCGGCCAAGGAAAAAGGUUAUACCAAUGACCUAAAGGAAAUGUACAAGUCUUGGCCAUACUUUCAAACUACCAUUGAUCUCAUUGAAAUGGUGUUGAUGAAGGCUGAUCCCCUCAUUGCUGCUCGUUACAAUGACCUUUUGGUGCCAUUCGAACUACAAUCACUUGGCAAGGAAAUGAUUGGUCUACUCAACAAAACUGUAUCAUCUAUUCUUUCACUCACCAAUCAUUCAACUCUUCAACAAGACAACAAACUAUUACAACAUUUCAUCGCUAUACGUCGUUCAUAUUUAGAUCCACUAAAUUAUAUUCAAGCAGAAGUUCUCCGUCGUCUUCGCUCAAAUCAUGUUGAAGCUCAGAACCCAAUCCUCGUAGAUAUCUUAAUCAUUAGUAUUAAUGGUUUAGCUGCUGGUUUACGUAAUACUGGAUAA
This is a messenger RNA of Cavenderia fasciculata, 2772 nucleotides long. Its product is annotated as Phosphoenolpyruvate carboxylase. Gene Ontology annotation, molecular function: phosphoenolpyruvate carboxylase activity. The record is from RefSeq and is a predicted model, not a curated record. Bases 1 to 2772 code for a protein of 923 amino acids. Gene Ontology annotation, cellular component: cytosol. The transcript is spliced from 3 exons. NCBI's taxonomy places the organism in Eukaryota, Evosea, Eumycetozoa, Acytosteliales, Cavenderiaceae. Gene Ontology annotation, biological process: tricarboxylic acid cycle; carbon fixation.